Nothoprocta perdicaria is the source of this 1665-nucleotide messenger RNA. RefSeq names its product ANTXR cell adhesion molecule 1 (gene ANTXR1). Gene Ontology annotation, molecular function: signaling receptor activity. Bases 1 to 1665 code for a protein of 554 amino acids. The record is from RefSeq and is a predicted model, not a curated record. Lineage: Eukaryota; Metazoa; Chordata; Aves; Tinamiformes; Tinamidae. Gene Ontology annotation, cellular component: membrane. The transcript has 18 exons.
AUGGCUAUUGCAAAGGAAAGAAUCUUGAGAUUUGGCUUCAAAUGUUUCUUUUUAGCAACGUUUUUGCUAGCCUGUGAUGGACAAAGUGGGAAGAGAGAGAAUGGUGGUCCUGCCUGUUACGGAGGAUUUGAUUUAUAUUUCAUUUUAGACAAAUCAGGAAGUGUCCUGCACCACUGGAAUGAAAUAUAUCAUUUUGUGGAACACUUGGCCCGUAAGUUCAUAAGUCCACAGCUGAGGAUGUCCUUCAUUGUUUUUUCCACGAGAGGGACAAUUCUAAUGAGGUUAACAGAAGACAGGGAACAGAUACGCCAAGGGCUAGAAGAGCUGCAAAAAGUCCUUCCGGGAGGUGACACAUACAUGCAUGAAGGAUUUGAAAGGGCAAGUGAACAGAUUUACUAUGAAAAUGUUCACGGUUACAGAACUGCAAGUGUCAUCAUUGCACUGACAGAUGGAGAACUCCACGAGGACCUCUUUUUCUACUCGGAAAGGGAGGCCAAUCGGUCACGUGACCUGGGAGCCACCGUGUACUGUGUUGGUGUGAAAGACUUCAACGAGACACAGCUGGCUAGAAUUGCCGACAGCAAAGAUCAUGUCUUCCCAGUGAAUGAUGGUUUUGAAGCUCUGCAGGGGAUCAUAGACUCUAUUUUGAAGAAAUCAUGUAUUGAAAUUCUGGCUGCAGAGCCUUCCAGUAUAUGUGCAGGGGAGUCGUUCCAGGUUGUCGUGAGAGGAAAUGGAUUUCGGCAUGCCCGCAACGUUGACCGAGUGCUCUGCAGUUUCAGGAUCAAUGACACAGUUACUCUCAAUGAGAAGCCUUUUAUUGUGGAAGAUACUUAUUUGCUCUGCCCAGCACCUGUGUUACGGGAAGUUGGCAUGGAAGCUGCACUUCAAGUCAGUAUGAAUGAUGGGCUGAGCUUCAUCUCCAGCUCCGUCAUCAUCUCCAGCACGCACUGCUCAGAUGGGACUAUCCUGGCUAUCGCGUUGCUGAUCCUCUUCAUCCUGCUGGCCCUGGCUCUUCUCUGGUGGUUCUGGCCUCUUUGCUGCACAGUGAUCAUCAAAGAGCCCCCACCGCCGCCUGCAGAGGACAGCGAGGAGGAAGAUGAUGACGGCCUUCCAAAGAAGAAGUGGCCAACAGUAGAUGCUUCGUAUUAUGGUGGCCGAGGAGUUGGCGGUAUCAAGCGGAUGGAGGUGCGCUGGGGUGAAAAGGGCUCCACGGAAGAAGGUGCUAAGCUGGAGAAAGCCAAGAAUGCCCGAGUCAAGAUGCCAGAACAGGAAUACGAGUUCCCCGAACCCAGGAAUCUUGGGAACAACAUGCGCAGACCCUCCUCUCCUCAGAAGUGGUACUCUCCAAUCAAGGGGAAAUUGGAUGCUCUCUGGGUCUUGCUGCGGAAAGGUUAUGACCGUGUAUCUGUGAUGCGCCCUCAGCCAGGAGACAAGGGCCGCUGCAUCAACUUCACCCGCGUGAAGGAUGCGCAGGCGCCCCCCAAAUACCCGCUGAACAACGCCUGCCCCCCGCCUGCCCCCAUCUAUACCCCCCCGCCGCCUGCGCCUGUCUACACUCCCCCCGCUCCCCCCGCGCCCUCGCCCUCCUCCUCGCUGCCCCCGCUGCCCCCCCCGCCCGGCAGGGCCCCCCCUCCGUCGCGGCCCCCUCCUCGCCCAGCUGUCUAG